This is a messenger RNA of Ostreobium quekettii, 462 nucleotides long. NCBI's taxonomy places the organism in Eukaryota, Viridiplantae, Chlorophyta, Ulvophyceae, Bryopsidales, Ostreobiaceae. The record is from the annotation of a GenBank genome assembly.
AUGCUGCGCAUCCUGCAGUCCGUGGGGCGCCAUGUCGGCGGCCCUGAAAGCAGCCGAAGGUUGUGGAGCAGAGCUGUGGAGGCAGCCAGUCGUAAUUCUACAGAUGGACUGGACAGGAUUGAGCUCAGGGGACUGACAUUCUUUGGCUAUCAUGGUGUCCUGCCCGAGGAGCAAAAACUGGGACAGCGGUUCAUAGUGGAUGCCACAUUGUUCUGUGAUCUUUCUGCUGCUGCUGAGCAUGACAGCAUUGACCGCACAGUGGACUACUCCAAGGCACACAGGCAGAUCGCCAGCAUCGUAGAGGGUGAACCAGUGAAGCUGAUUGAGUCACUUGCAGACAGGAUCGCAUCAGCCCUUCUAUCAACCCAAAAUGAAUUGGCAGCUGUUGAAAUCAGAGUUAUCAAGCCUCAGGUUCCCAUUGCUGGUACUCUGGACUCAGUAGGUAUGCUUGGCGCAGAUUGA